CGCGCCACUGCGCAGGCGCGCCGCGCGGCUCCUGUCAGGGAGCGAGCUGACAGUAUGGCGUCGGGACCCUAUUGGAAGGAUGCUACCGUCUUCGCGCAAGUCUCUCGAGCCCCGGGAAUGUAAAAGCGAGCUCGGCUGUGGAAGGAAGGCAAGAGGGAGCGCGACGGGCGUGACGCGCUGAAAUUGGCGGAGCACCGACAUGGCGAGGCUCGCCGACUACUUCGUGGUAGUCGGAUACGACCUCGAUAAGAGGGGGGGCAGUGACGGCCAAGGCCGCAUUCUCCAGCGCUUUCCGGAGAAAGACUGGGAGGACAACCCCUUUCCCCAGGGAAUUGAGCUGUUCUGUCAGCCCAGUGGCUGGCAGCUAGUACCUGAGAGGCUACCCCCAUCCUACUUCGUUGCUGUUUUGACCGACAUCAACUCUGAGCGCCAUUACUGUGCCUGCUUCACCUUUUGGGAGGAGGUCGAUAGCACCCAGAAGAGCCUUCACAGCGAAGUGGACGAAGAUGACGACUCUGGAUCUGCGCAGCCUGAGCAGCUCUUUGCACCCAGGAGUCUAGUGCUGGUGUCACGACUGGAUCACUCCGAGGUCUUUAGGAACUGCCUGGGCCUCAUCUACACAGUGCACAUUGAUGGCGUCAAUGUCCCCUUGGAGACACUGAUUGGAAACCUUCUUACCUGCCUCAUCCCCAUCGCUGGUGGCUCCCAGGAGGAGGAGAGUGUGAGGACCAUCACGUUAGGAGCCGGGGAUCGACAAGUGAUCCAGACACCCAUCAGCGACUCCUUACCGGUCAGCAGCUGCAGCGUGGCUGUACUCUUCAGGCAGUUGGGAAUCAUCAAUGUCCUCUACCUGUUUUGCGCUGCCCUGACGGAACACAAGAUCCUCUUCCUGUCCAGUAGUUAUCAAAGGCUCUCAGAUGCCUGCAGAGCCCUUCUGGCAAUCAUGUUCCCACUCAAAUACAGUUUCACGUACGUCCCCAUCCUUCCGGGCAAACUCCUGGAGGUCCUCAGCACUCCAACGCCUUUCAUCAUUGGAGUCAACUCCUUCUUCCGUUCUGAAACGCAGGAGCUGCUGGACGUGGUAAUUGCUGACCUGGAUGGAGGCACGGUGACAAUCCCGGAGUGCGUCCACAUCUCUCUGCUGCCGGACCCCCUGCUGCACCAGACGCAGACUGCCCUCUCCAUGGUGUUGGACCCAGAGCUGGAGGUGGCAGAUCAUGCAUUUCCUCCGGCCUCUACUCAGCCCUCCACCCUUAAAAUCCAGCCUAUCCCUGUGUUGCAGGACAAGGAGAUCCGUGCUGUGUUUCUGUUGCUGUUCGCACAUCUGUUCCGGGGUUACCGCUGGUGCCUGCACAUCAUCCGCAUCCAUCCUGAGCCUGUGAUCCGCUUCCACAAGGCUGCUUUUCUGGGCAAGCGGGCACUGAGUGAGGAUGACUUCCUGAUGAAGGUGCUGGACGGAAUGGCUUUUGCUGGCUUUGUAUCUGAGAGAGGCCCACCCUACAGGCCCAUCGACCUGUUCGACGAGCUCGUCGGGAACGAAGUGGAGCGCAUCCGCCUGGAGGAAGGAGACAACCACAAAAUGAUGAACCACGUCAAGGAGCUAGCUGAGCAGCUUUUCAAAAACGAGAACCCAUACCCGGCGGUGGCCAUGCACAAAGUCCAGAGGCCUAAAGAGAGUUCUCACCUGCAGUCUCGCCAUACUUCAUUCCCGCACCUGGAUGAGGUCACGGUGCAGCUCUUUAUUGACCAUGCCGCUGCCAAGCAGAAGACGGCUCCACCGAUUGUCAAGGCAGAGAUGAAGCGAAUGGUGCCGUCUGGACCUCCUCUAGGUGAUGCUGUGGACAGGAACGGAAGCGUUCUUGCCAACAGCGCCCGGAGGCUAGAGGUGGUCAGGAACUGCAUUACCUAUAUCUUUGAGAACAAGAUGUUGGAGGCCAAGAAGCUGAUGCCGGCAGUUCUGCGGGCUCUGAAGGGGCGGGCAGCUCGACUUUGCCUGACCCAGGAGCUGAACCUGCACGUGCUACAGAACCGGGCCGUGCUGGAUGACCAGCAGUUUGACUACGUCGUGCGCAUGAUGAACUGCACGCUGCAGGACUGUUCACACAUGGAUGAGCACGGCAUAGCGGCUGCUCUUCUGCCGCUGGUCACAGCCUUCUGCAGGAAACUUGGGGCAGGAAUCACCCAGUUUGCCUACAGCUGUGUUCAGGAGCACAUGGUCUGGACCAACAUGCAGUUCUGGGAGGCCAUGUUCUACAGUGAUGUGCAGAACCACAUACGAGCGCUAUACCUUGAGGACCAAAAGCAGGAUGGGUCCGAGGAGCACGGGGCGCUGGAGAUUGCAUCGGAGCAGCGGCGCCUGUGGCCCACGCUGAGCAAGGACAAGCAGCAGGAGCUGGUGCAGAAGGAGGAGAGCACUGUGUUUAGCCAGGCCAUCCAUUACGCCAACCGCAUGAGUUACCUACUGCUACCGUUGGACACCAGCAAAAACCGCCUGCUGCGUGGCUCGGCCUUGGGAGACGUGGAGAGCGUCAGCAACAGCUAUGUCACCAACAGCAUCGCUGGCAGCAUGGCGGAGAGCUACGACACAGAGAGCGGCUUUGAGGAUGCAGAGAGCUCCGAUGUGGCCAACUCAGUGGUGCGCUUUAUCAACCGCUUUGUGGACAAAGUGUGCAACGAGAGUGGUGUGACCAACGAACACCUCAAGGCCCUUCAUGCCAUGAUCCCUGAUAUCGUCCAGAUGCACAUUGAGACCCUGGAUGCAGUCCACCGGGAGAGUAAAAGAUUGCCCCCCAUUCAAAAGCCCAAGCUGCUGAGACCCACCCUGCUGCUAGGUGAGGAACUGAUGAUGGAAGGCAUGAGGGUUCACCUGAUGCCUGACGGACGGGAAGAGACUUCCGGGGCCCUGGGGGGUCCGCCCUUGCUGCCUGCUGAGGGCGCCAUCUUUCUCACCACAUACCGCCUCAUCUUCAAAGGCACCCCGAUCGAUCCACUUGUCGGAGAGCAAGUGGUAACUCGCUCCUUCCCAGUGGCGUCCCUCAUCAAAGAGAAAAAGAUCUCCGUUAACUUGCCCAUGGACCAGUUCAUCCAGGAGGGCCUACAGUUACGCUCCUCCACCUUUCAGCUGAUGAAGAUUGCUUUUGAUGAGGAGGUGGCUUCAGACCUGGCAGAGCUAUUCCGGAAACACAUGCAUAAACUGCGUUACCCACAGCACGUCCACGGCACCUUCGCCUUCACCGUGGGCCAGUCUGCCAAGAUGGCGGUCGAGCAGAAGGGCAAGGACAAGAACCCGUCAUUGAACUCUUGGCAGAUGAAUGAGUCGCUCCAUGGGCUCAGGUUGGGCCACUCAUUGGGCCGCAUGGGCUCGUCAACCGCAACUCUGUCUAAGAACCUGGUGAAGAGCGCAAAGAAGACUAUAGGGCGACAGUAUGUGACGCGGAAGAAGUACACACCACCCACAUGGGAGCAGCGGAGCAGUCUACAGUCCGAAAUGGACGAAGAUGAGAUCUCCGUCUCAGAAGAGGUGGACCAGACUUCCCUCACUCUGUCCUCCACCAUUAAGUCAUCGGACCGGCAAACUAUGAGCAGCGUGGUGGAGCGGGCUUGUUGCCGUGACUACCAGCGCCUGGGCUUGGGUACACUCAGCAACAGCCUGACACGCUCCAAGAACGAGCCCUUCCGCAUCUCCACUGUCAAUCGCAUGUAUACCGUGUGCCGGAGUUAUCCUGGGUUGUUGAUUGUGCCCCAGAGCAUCCCAGACUCCACCAUCCAGAGGAUUUCGCGCUGCUACCGGCAAAGCCGCUUCCCUGUGGUCUGCUGGAGGAGCUCCCGCACCAAGGCUGUGCUGCUGCGCUCAGGUGGUCUCCAUGGCAAGGGUGUGGUUGGCUUCUUCAAGUCCCCCAAUGCCCCUAGUGCAGGCUCCUCCCAGGCAGAUUCUACUAGCUUGGAGCAGGAGAAGUACCUGCAGGCUGUCGUCAGCUCCAUGCCCUCGUACUCGGACACCGGUGCCAGAAACACACUGAGCGGCUUCACCUCAGCCCACAUGAGCAGCUCAGACUCGACGGAUAAGCUUCGGCAGCCCAAGAUUGGAGCCCUGAUGAAGCAAGUGAUGGGCAGCAGGGAGGAUGUCCCAGGGACCUUCAGCAGGGGAGGUCAAAGGGCGCGAGUCGCCUCGCUCUCUCAGCCUAGAGCUUCAGAGAAUGACCAAGAUUCUCCUAGAGGGAAGUGGGGCAGCAUCCGUGGCACUGGCCGGCUCAGCACCUACAACGCCGAUGUCGGGAACAGGCUGUCUGGGAAGGAGUCCCCCCAGGCCAACGGUGGCCCCUCGGAGACUCACUUCCUAAGGCCACAGAGGGCCUACCUCUACAUCAUUGGAGACAAGUCUCAGCUGAAGGGCGCCAAGCAGGACUCCUUCCAGCAGUGGGAGGUGGUACCCAUCGAGGUGUUUGAUGUGCGCCAGGUGAAGGCCAGCUUCAAGAAACUUAUGAAGGCCUGCAUGCCCAGCUCUGUGGUCGUCGAUCCCGACACAACCUUCUACCGAUGCCUUCAGGAGUCAGAGUGGAUGUGCUUGCUGCAUAAGGUCCUGCAGGUGUCUGUGCUGGUGGUUGAACUGCUUGACUCAGGCUCCUCCAUCAUGGUCAGCCUGGAGGAUGGCUGGGACAUCACCACGCAGGUGGUGUCGCUGGUCCAGCUCCUAUCCGACCCGUACUACCGGACCUUCGACGGCUUCCGGCUGCUGGUGGAAAAAGAGUGGCUGUCGUUCGGCCACCGGUUCAGCCAUCGUGGAGCACAGACGCUGGCCAGUCAGAACAGUGGCUUCACACCAGUGUUCCUGCAGUUCCUCGACUGUGUCCAUCAGAUCCACCUGCAGUUCCCCAUGGAGUUUGAGUUCAGCCAGUACUACCUGAAGUUCCUGGCCUACCACUACGUCUCCAACCGCUUCCGCACCUUCUUGCUGGACUCGGACUACGAGAGAAUUGAGCUGGGUGUCAUGUAUGAGGAGAAGGGCGAAAAGAAAAGUCAGCAGGUGAAGUCUGUGUGGGAUUAUAUUGACCGGCUCAACAAAAAGACACCCAUCUUCUUCAACUUCAUGUUUGCCCCUGAGGAUGGAGAGGUACUGAAGCCCUACAGCUACAUCUCCAACCUGAAGGUUUGGGACUUUUACACAGAGGAGACGCUGUCCGAAGGUCCCUCAUACGACUGGGAACUGGUGCAGGGGAAGCAAGAGCAGACGGAGGAGGGCGACAGGCCUGACACGGCUGCACCCACAUCCCAGCGCCGCAUUGUCUGGCCGUGCUACGAUCGGCGCAGUAAGGUGGUGCCUGAUGCCAUCACCAAGCUGCUGCAGGAGCUGCAGGGUCUGGAGAUGGAACUUGGGCAGGUGUCAGAGAAGUGGAAGGACACGUGGGACAAGAUCAAGGCUACACAGCGCUCUGAGAGCAAGCUGGAGAGCAGGGGCUCCCUCUCUAGCUCCCUGCUCAUGUCCUCCAACCUCAGCCACCAUCGACGCACCCAAGGCGUGUACCUGAAGGACAGCAUGGUGGGCUCUGCCAUCAAUCUCUCUCUGGACAGCGAGGGCAGCAGCAGCUCUGCCCCCACGGGGGGCAUGUCGGGGAGGCCCAGCACCAGCACACUGUAUAGCCAGUUCCAGAGCACAGAGAGCGAGAACAGGUCAUUUGAGGGCAUCUUGUACAAAAAGGGGGCGCUGCUGAAGCCAUGGAAACAACGCUGGUUUGUGCUGGACAAGACGAAGCACCAGCUGCGGUACUACGAGACCCGGCAGGACAAGGAGUGCAAGGGCGUCAUUGACUUGGCCGAAGUGGAGUCCGUUGUACCUGGAACACCCACCAUCGGAGCACCCAAGAACAUAGAUGAGAAGGCCUUCUUCGAUCUGAAGACGACCAAGAGGGUGUACAACUUCUGUGCGCAGGACAGCGGCAACGCCCAGCUGUGGAUGGACAAUGUGCAGAGCUGCCUCUCGGACGCGUAGACGCUAGUGGAACAAGAGGGAGGAGGUUGGCAUGCACUGCGUCAGUGGGGGAAGGAACACACAACAGAGGCACCGCCGCACAUCCCGGCCGACCACUCGCAGAGGACAGUGGGAAGGGGACAGGCCCCAUGGUGUGACCACGCUCGCUGUUGUGGACAUUGAGCUCUCAAUGGCAUAAUCAUCUUUCAGUAUUUUUAUUUUUCUUAAUCUUUAUUAUUUUUUUAAUCCAGCUAAGACUACUAGUUGUCGUCUUGUGGUCUUAAUGCUUCCA
Molecule: messenger RNA, 6257 nt
Organism: Scleropages formosus (Asian bonytongue)
Lineage: Eukaryota; Metazoa; Chordata; Actinopteri; Osteoglossiformes; Osteoglossidae
Product: myotubularin-related protein 5-like
Exons: 44
Coding region: 200-5986 (1928 amino acids)
Biological process (GO): regulation of Rab protein signal transduction
Cellular component (GO): cytoplasmic vesicle
Source: RefSeq, a predicted model, not a curated record